AUGGUGCCCUUGGGCAGCCCCGCUCUCGCCGUCUGCGCCUCCAGCAACCUGCGCCUCAUGGCCCCGGGCCGCGGCUCCCCCCUGGCCUGGCUGAACCGGGGCCCCGAGUGCCCGCAGGGCCCGGGGGGCAGCGGGGGCCGCAGACCCAGCGCCGUGGAGCGGCUGGAGGCCGACAAGGCCAAGUACGUGAAGUCGCAGCAGGUGAUCAACAGGAGGCAGGAGCCGGCGCUGCGGGGCGAGCCCCGCCUGUCCCCGCACGGUCGCCGCCUGCUCGCCCGCCAGCAGUGCGGGGAGCUGUGCCCGGGCUCGGAGCUGGGCCGGGAGGGGCCCCGCAAGCUGCCGUGCCCCCAGUCCCCCGUGUCCCGCCGCAGCGGCAGCAGGCGCCUGCUGAGACCCGACUCGCUCAUCAUCUACCGGCAGAAACGGGACUGCCUGGGCGGGGACAAGGAGAACACCAAGGGCUCCGGGCUGGUGCGGCGCCUCUUCCAGGGACCCCUGAGAGACAGACCGCCCAGCUCGCCCCCCGCCAGGGCGCUGGGCGAGGGGCCCAGAGCCCCCCCGAGCCCCGAGACCCCCAUGCUGUGGUCGCCCGCGGAGAAGGAGGAGGCGCGGACACCGGGAGGUGACGGCGGCGGUGACAGCGGUGGCAUCUUCGCCGUGCCCGGCAGCCCCGAGGAGCAGCCCCCCGGUGUCCCUGGCAAGGAGCCGCUGGCUCUGCGCGUGUCGCUGCCGCUGUCGGAGCAGGAACGCUUCUUCAAUUACUGCGGGCUGGACCGGGCUCUGGUGGAGCUGCUGGGCCGGGAGCGCUUCGGGCCGGCGGGCUGGGACAGCGCCUCGGCCCGGCCCCCCGGCUCCUGCGACUCCGAGCCCGGGAGGGCCUCGGGGGGCAGCGAGAGGGACGCGAGGCCGGGCGAGGAGGAGCCGGACACCCGGCCGGGCUCCGCCGUCUCGGUGGUGGAACGCAACGCCCGUGUCAUCAAAUGGCUCUACGGCUGCCAGAGAGCCUGGGCGGCUGCCAAGGAGUCCACGGUGUGA
Molecule: messenger RNA, 1035 nt
Organism: Sturnus vulgaris (Common starling)
Lineage: Eukaryota; Metazoa; Chordata; Aves; Passeriformes; Sturnidae
Gene: FAM110D
Product: family with sequence similarity 110 member D
Source: RefSeq, a predicted model, not a curated record